CCACCGUGUGUGGAGAGAUGUAAACUACAUCCUCCCGCUGCGUGUGAGGCGUUAAGUCUGUUGUCUACAGCAACGUGGCAAAUCUCUAAUACACCCCAACAUCCGCCAUUUUUGUCGACGAAUCACAAAGCAGCAAGUGAAACCAAAGAACACUUCUGGCCAAUCAGAUGUUUGUUUCUUAUCUUGAAGCCCCGCCCCACCCUUGAGAUACAGAAAUCGAGUUUGACAAGAUAGUUUAGUUUGGGAGAGAUUUUCUUAAUGUGAAACAUCUUCAGUCAACAUUAAGGGGGUCUGUUUAACAGGAAGUUAACACCGUGACACGUGGACAUCAUGAACAUGAGACAGCUGGAACAAGAACAAGAACUAUUUGUUGCUUGGCAAUGCUAAACAACAACAGCGUAAAAUAGUUGUUGCACGCAACAACAUUUACUCUCUCCAGCUGGUUAGACCGACAGGUAACUUGGUUGUUAAGUUAACAGAACUGUCAUGGCCGUGGUGAAGAACCCUGCCAGUGUGCGCUCCGGAAGAAUUAAUGUAGGCCGACACCUGAUAAACUUUGGAGUCAAUCCAGCAGCUCUGGCUUAUGCCAUGACUACACUGGGAUCUGGCAUGAUAAACAAUAUAUUCAGCUUUUACUAUGUCAAACUCUUUCUCAAUAAAUACAAGAUAUCAGAGGGAGCAUUCCACCAAUCACAAGUGGUGUACAUGGUGUGGAACGCAGUCAAUGACCCUCUCUUUGGCUACAUGCAAGAUAAUUCCAGGUUGCCCUGCUGCUCUCAGCGGCGUCUCUCCAUCCUGUAUGGCGCUCCCCUCUACUCGCUGACAUUUCUUCUAGCCUGGUUCCCAUGGCAGACCUACGCCCCCGGUGACUGGUUGAGCGGCUUACACUUGAUGGUGGCGCUGUGUGCUUUUGACGGCAUGCUGACUUUUGUGCUGCUGGCACAAUGUGCGUUGUUUGCAGAGAUUUCCAGCCACCAUCAGAGCCGACUAAGACUUGUAAAGUACAGCCAGGUGGCUUCUCUCAUUGGCUCCUCCAGCGUCCUCUUCUGCGGUGUGCUGACCAGAAACAUGGAGGACUUUGCGGCCUUCCAAGCCUUCACAGUGCUGAUCGCUAUCCUGAGCUGUGUCUGCAUGCUCUAUACGGGCUUCCACAGUGAGAGCCGCUUUGAUAACAAAGGAUCUGAAUCAGAUGCACUGUGGUCUGUUGACCAGACUUCCCAUCAAUCAGGAUUUUCCUUCUCCAUCUUAAGAACUUUGAUGUGGCAAAUCCUGACCAGCAGAGACUUUCAGCUUUUUGUACUCAUGAACUUCUUCCAAGUUUUCAUGUUAGCUUUUUUUAAUAAUUUUACAAUGAUAUUUGCUGAGCACCUGAUUCCUCCAGAUGUGCUUCCAUCACUGGCCAAGAGCAUCAUGUACGGAGCGGGAUUCAUCUGUCCACAGCUGUUAGUAUUGAGCUGUCAGAGGCUUCUCCAUGGUCUUGGCUACUACAGGAUCAUCCUCUUCACCUUCUACAUGGAGGCUGCAAUGGCGGCCAUCAUGCUAGCACUCGGUCCUCAGCACUACCAUAUCCUGGCAUUUUUUCUCACCAUUAACAUGAUCAUAAUCCAAGCAUCCUUCAGUCUUUUUGGCUUGCCUUUGGCUGACAUCAUUGACACAGACCUGCAGAAGUACAAGCGCAGUUUCCCCCUAUCCUCCAUGGUGUUUGGGACGAAUGCUCUGUUCACUAAGCCGGCUCAGUCUCUGGCCCCUAUGAUAGUGCUUAAUAUCCUCAACCAGUUUGGAUAUGAACAGCUGAAGGACGCAGGAAGGGACUCAAAUCCAAGCGCCUUGGAGAGCCUCCACAGUGUCAUGUUCUACUUGGUGUGUCUGGUGCCCAUGUGUGUCGCUGCUCUGCAAGCCCUGGCUUGGAGGCCGUUUUCCAUACGCAGCAGUCACACAGUUGACACAAAGUACAUUGACAGCUAACUUCAGUAUUUUCAGCAUUCAUUUCUGGGCUGGGAUUUGGGGAAAUUCUUCAUUGCUAAGUAAGAGAUCAUGUUGAAAGUAAUGUGUAAAUGACACGGGUUAUACUGAUGCAUGGUGAACAACUGUAAAUCAUCUUGGUUUACUGAUAACUGUUUGACAUACUGUAGAGAGAAAUAAUAAUCUGUGUAAGAAUGAGAGACUUUACUUUCUUAGUGAUGCCCAUCGCCUGCAAUGAGAGUUUCCCUCCAGGUAUGGCAUAGAAGGGAGAUUUGGGUUAUUGAUGACCACUAGUUUGAUCUGAUCACAUAAUCACUUUUGUACUUUAUGUGAAGGCCAAGUGAUGAGUCCAUAACUAGUCCUUUACUUACUCCUAACUGUCUGAUCCUUUUCCAAACACUUCAUGAUGGAUCAUGAUACUUUAUGUCAGUCCUCUUCCUCGAUAACAUUUCAGUGUCACACCGUACGAUGGCUGUGCUCUGCAAAAAAAAGAGCAGAUUCCUCAGAAGGCAUGUGGAAAAAUACAGUUUUGUUCUCAAUAGAGGAACUGUACUUGUCUAAAAACUGAAACUGAAUGUAAAUUGGAAAGUUGCUCUAGAAACUGGCAAAUAAUUGUAGGGAUGCGUCCUGAAACCGUCAGCUGAAACAGAAGUGAUACAUGCUGGCAGUGGAAAUUAGGAGUGGGUGUCUUCCGUGAAUCAUAACAGUAACAUCCAAUUAAAAAAAUAUAAUUCCAGUACGGCGUUCAGUAGACUACUGACUACCUCCUAUGUACGAGCACAUUUUGUCACACCAUGUAGAUUAGGGAAAAAUGUAAAUAAUAAUAAUUUGUAUUUUUUCAGUCAUUCCAGGUCUGAUUUUGGUUGUAUGAUUAAGGGCAUUGUUGUAUUGUAAUACACACAAAAAAGACAUUACAGCUGAAACCUGAAAUGUUUUUCUUAGUCAACAUAUCAUUCUGUUAUAUCCAUCUGUAUGGUGGAUAGUGGAAACAAACUAAAAGCACUCCAUGUACCCUGGUUACACUCUAAUUGCAGAUGCAUGGGUCGCGAGUAUGGUGUUUGAGUGAAACAUGUCAAAAUCAGUGAGAGGAAAUGAUCUCCUGGUUAACUGAGUGGCACAUCAUUUUAAUCUAAUUUCAUCAUUUACGUAAAUAAUAGGCGCACCUUCUUUUUACCUGAAGAAACAAGGUGAAAGAAUGUCUCAAACAUUUUAAUUUGAUUAGAUUCCCCUUUUAUUAUCAGAAUGUGUUUUUUUCUGAAAUGUGUCUCCAAGAGGUACACUGUUUCACAUACAAAACACAUUUUACCAAACAACAAAACAAAGACUACAAAUAUAUAUUGCGUCAGACAUUACGAAUAGGUGACUGCAGUGCAGUAAAAUACCGUCAUCUUUGCUGUAAACAUGGGCAAAAUUACAAAUUGCAGCUUUAAUUCCAGCCGUGCUCCAGAGUGCAUUAAUCCAUCUGUGGGGCCUCACUGUAAAUUAUAACCAGUACUUAACAUUAGAGCUUAAAUGUUUUGAGUCAAAAUGUGGUUCACACCAUUUAAGCUUAAUGGAUUUUCCUUAUUUGAGGUUUACAGUAGAGAGUAAUGACGGAGAAGAGGCAGAAGAUGACUCUGCUUAGUUCAUAUCAAGCUUUCAGUGUGUAAGAAAAUGCACAGACAUGUAAACAUCCACUUUGACUUUAUAGGUAACGUAGAAGUAAAUUCUAAUAUUUUCUCUGUGUGGGUGUUUGCAGUGAACAGAUAUUUCUGGAAGUCAGUGUACAGAUCUUUUUACUGUAUCUUUUUUUUUUUUUUUUUUUUUUUACAUGUUUGUGAUUUCCUUGUGUUGAGAAAGUGUUGGUCAAUAUCAAAAUAUUACCUUAAAUCAUCUCAAGAGUUGGCACAUUCUUCUACCAGCUUUAUUAUCACUUUCUUUAGUGAACAACGUGAUCUGUGUCCUGAAAAUGUACAUUUCGUGUGCUACUUUUUACUCUGUUCCUGAAAGCACAAUGCCCAAAUGAUUCUAAAUAUAUGGAAGAAAUAAAAUUGAAGAAUUAAAA
Messenger RNA from Siniperca chuatsi (mandarin fish), 4006 nucleotides. It is a transcript of the gene mfsd13al, whose product is annotated as major facilitator superfamily domain containing 13a-like. Lineage: Eukaryota; Metazoa; Chordata; Actinopteri; Centrarchiformes; Sinipercidae. The record is from RefSeq and is a predicted model, not a curated record. The coding region runs from base 487 to 1965 and encodes 492 amino acids. The transcript has 9 exons.